AUUAUUUAAUUAUUAUUUGUAUUCAUAAAAUAAACACGCGCGACUAACAAGUCUACAACUAACCACUACGAAACUGCCAACCUGUUUAUAAUAACUGCUAUUAAUUCAAUUUUAAUUUUUAUAAAAUUACGAAAUUUCCACGUCAGCAUUUCCGGCAAACCAACCCACCCUUAUUUAAUAUUUUUAUAUUCUCUCUCCUCCUUCUUCCUCCAUAUAUUCCGAUAAUCUCCUUUCUCUCUCUUCCACUCACAAAAAAAAGUAAAAAAAAAAUAAAAAAAAGGGCGAAAAUGGAGGUUGACACUCUGAGUACAAGAAAUGCGACGCAAUUUACCUUCACAAACCGUCGAAAAUGCAACCUAGAGACCGAGUUACCACCGAGUCAAAGCUGGGUUGACUCGUUGGAUGAACCAUCUCCGGUGAGUUCUAGCGUUGGUGCUGCGUUGAAGGUUCAGAAGGUUUACCGGAGUUAUCGUACUCGUCGUAGAUUAGCUGAUACCGCCGUUGUCGCCGAAGAACUCUGGUGGCAAGCGAUUGACUACGCUAGGUUAAACCAUAGUACAAUCUCCUUCUUUAACUUUCCUGAAUCGGCGGCGUCUCGUUGGAAUAGAGUUAGUUUGAUUGCUUCCAAGGUGGGUAAAGGUUUGUCUCAGGACUCUAAAGCGCAGAAGUUGGCUUUUCAGCAUUGGAUUGAAGCUAUUGAUCCAAGGCAUCGUUAUGGACAUACUUUGCAUCUUUAUUAUAAUGAAUGGUGUAAAGCAAAUUCUGGUCAACCAUUUUUCUAUUGGCUGGAUGUCGGAGAUGGAAAGGAUUUAGAUCUCAAAACAUGUCCCAGAUCGGAUUUACGUGAGCAAUGCAUCCAGUAUCUUGGACCUCAAGAGAGAGAACAUUACGAGUACAUUUUUUCUGAGGGGAAAAUCAUCCACAAAGUCACUAGGGAGUUGCUCGAAACAAGGAAGAAAACAUCAGAGAUUACUAAAUGGAUAUUUGUUAUGAGCACCUGCAAGAAAUUGUAUGCUGGUGAGAAAAAGAAAGGAAAAUUUCAUCAUUCUAGCUUCUUAGCUGGAGGAGCUACUGUAGCCGCUGGACGAUUUGUUGUGGAACAUGGUACUCUCAAGUCCAUCUCAGCAUACAGUGGACAUUACCGUCCAUCUGAUGACCGCCUUGACGCCUUUCUUUCAGUUUUAAAGGAUAAUGGCAUAGACCUCAGUGAAGUUGAGAUUAAGCGACCAGAUGAGGACUACUCUAGUUAUGGGAACAAUCAAUCCAGUAGUGUGACCAAAAUUGAAACAUCAGCUUUUGAAGUACUUGACAGUGAUAUUUCUUCUAUAAGCAAUGAAGAAAGUGUGAAACAAGAACCUUCUAUGCCGGAGCAGGCUGAAUCCCGAAAUGAAUACAGGAGAACUUUGUCUGGCGGUCUUCAAAGUCCAAGAACAGAGGUUCCCAAAGAAGCAAUACUCGAAAGGAUCAAUUCCAAAAAGAUGAAUACAUAUGAACUGGGACAUCAACUAUCGAGGACCUGGUCAACUGGGGCUGGCCCUAGGAUUGGAUGUAUUGCUGAUUAUCCCUUAGAACUCAGAUUCCAAGCACUGGAAUUUACUGAACUUUCUCCCAGAGGGCUGCCUCCUCCUUCACCACACAGGCAUGGAGCUGGCUUUGCUCCUUCUAUGCCGUGAUCAUCAUUCUAGAAAUACUUCUCUGAUCGUUGGAAUCGUGAGAAGUUUUGUACUUAAUCCAUGCACAACCACCCAAAACAACAGGAACAAGAAAAAAGUCUUCCAGAAGGAAAACUUAUUUUCACUAAGAAAGAUAAAAGCUUGGAAAUUUCGUCCUGCUUAGCAGUCCAGGGGGUUCUGAACGUCAUGUUCAUGUUGUGGAUUUAUUUUAUCUAACAAUUGCUUUACAUGUUUUCGGCAAGAUAAAUGAUCUUGUUAAUCCCUUUAAGUUGUACUUCCGCUUGCUCUCAUGAAAUUAGAGUUUGUAUGGGAUUGUUAAAUUUUGGAACACUAAUAUCAUUUCCCCUUAAGCCUUAUUGUGCUUUCUGGUGUAUAUGUAUUUUAGUGUUAUGUAAGCCAUCUAUCAUAUAGUUGGAUUUUGUUACUGAUUUCUGUAGUACUAUGUGAUCUAUUUUGUACCACGAGAUAUGAUCAUAUAAAUUGUGUUGCUGCU
Chenopodium quinoa (quinoa) is the source of this 2166-nucleotide messenger RNA. RefSeq names its product IQ domain-containing protein IQM3-like. The transcript is spliced from 9 exons. The record is from RefSeq and is a predicted model, not a curated record. The coding region runs from base 288 to 1673 and encodes 461 amino acids. NCBI's taxonomy places the organism in Eukaryota, Viridiplantae, Streptophyta, Magnoliopsida, Caryophyllales, Amaranthaceae. Gene Ontology annotation, molecular function: protein binding.